Molecule: messenger RNA, 591 nt
Organism: Fulvia fulva
Lineage: Eukaryota; Fungi; Ascomycota; Dothideomycetes; Mycosphaerellales; Mycosphaerellaceae
Product: Saccharolysin
Exons: 2
Coding region: 1-591 (196 amino acids)
Biological process (GO): peptide metabolic process; proteolysis
Cellular component (GO): mitochondrial intermembrane space
Molecular function (GO): metalloendopeptidase activity
Source: RefSeq, a predicted model, not a curated record
AUGCGACAGGCGUGGCUGUCGCUUCAGCACAAUGAAAAGAACCAGAGAAUCGGGGCGGACACAGAUUAUUCGGAUGUUAUCCCACCACGCCAGCUUAGUCGCGAACAAGCUGUCUUGCUAGGAGCCAACGAAAAACAUCGCCGAGUCCGCACGUCGCUGAACGAGCUAUUCUUCGCUACUUACGAUAUUUUGGUUCACAGCCCUCAGUCCCACAAAGAUCUUGAACGAACCAAUCUCGCCACUCUCUACAAUCAAUUGCGCUCCGAAGUUUGUAGCAUACACGGGGUCAACGAACUCGAUGAAGAAGGCUGGGAGUACUGUCAAGGUCAAACAGUAUUCCGCGCCAUUCAUGGGAGAUACGAUGCGGGAUACUAUGCCUACAUCCUGGGUGGCUUGUUUGCGAUCAAUAUCUUCGAGACUGGGUUUGCAAGUGACCGCAUGAACGUAGAGAACGGGCGAAGAUAUCGUGAUAUGGUUCUUUGCAAGGGAGGAAGUCAACCAGAGAUGAAGACUCUGGCCUCAUACUUGGGCCACGAACCCGCCUCGGAACCAUACCUCAAAUGGCUCGGCAUAUAUGAGGCAGGAGAAUAG